GUCGAUUGUAUGAUGUAUGUCAGUUGUCAAUACUGUCAAUGUCAACGACCGUAACUGAAGUAGGGUUAGGAAAUUUAAUCAUGUAAGAAUUCUCAAUAAAUCGAUUGUAAAAGCGAAUUUUCUAGAUAAAUGGUGUAGGAUUUAGGUGAAAACUAUAAGGCGCCAUAUAACAAUGUCCCUGGAACAAACGGCUUGUGAAGACGUUGUUGCAGAUUUAAAAGCAUUCGAAAGACGACUAACCGAAGUUAUAGCUUGUUUGCAUCCAUCGACGACGAGAUGGAGAAUUGUUCUUCUUGGUGUAUCACUGUGCGUUGCAACUGGAGCUAGUCAGUGGAUUCUUGACCCGGAAACUAGGAUAGUAUCUUUAUCACAAUCUUUAACUAAUCAUCCUUUCUUCAUUCUGUCUACAAUAGUUUUGAUCGUGAUAUUACUGCUAGGCGUUCACAAAAGAGUAAUAGCAGCUUCCAUAAUAACUUCGAGGACUAGAGAAGUUCUAAGCGACUUCAACAUGUCUUGUGAUGACAGCGGUAAAUUAAUUCUUCGACCUAGGCCAACAAAUAUUACCUGACAAUUACGUUUAUGAGCAUUGUAAAUAUUUGUCCGAUAAUAGAAAUUUGUUUUAUUUA
Phyllotreta striolata is the source of this 626-nucleotide messenger RNA. The record is from the annotation of a GenBank genome assembly. NCBI's taxonomy places the organism in Eukaryota, Metazoa, Arthropoda, Insecta, Coleoptera, Chrysomelidae.